AAAAAAGAAGUGGGAGGAUCAGUCUUGGCCAAUGGCUGAUUCAAUUAACCACAUUGACAGGCAAAGAAAGCGAAUACAACCCAGCUCCCCCGCCGUCCUCCCGCUCCCGGAUUCCGUCUCACUCGGGAAUAUCUGCUACAACCACAGCAGCAGCCAAGCCGUCGUUGCAGCCUCUCGCAAGAUGUAUCCCCAUCAUGAGCAGACGAUUCAGAACAUCAAGGCUCACCUUCAACAGGACCCCAGGGUCCAAGCCCUGAUACUUGGCGGCUCGAUCGCACAUGGGUUUGAGAACCCCGCAUCGGACGUUGACGUCCUCAUCGUCCUCUCCGAGGACGACUACAACGCCCAGCUCGAAACCGGCUAUUCCACCUAUCGCAACGUGGAAGCAGCUCCAUACCCUGGAGGCUACGUCGACGGAAAGUACAUCACUCUGAGCUUCAUCCGGCAGGUUGCCGAGCGCGGCAGCGAGCCGUGGCGAUACGCCUUCGACGGUGCCCAAGUCCUCUUCAGUCGAAUUCCCGGCCUGGAAGACGAGAUCAAGCGAGCAGCCACGUACCCCGUGGGCGAAAAGACGGACCGUGUGAAGCGCUUCCGCACACAACUUGCAGCUUGGCACUGGUUUUCCAUCGAGGCGCGAAAGAAGAACAACAAGUAUUUGCUGAACGUCGCCGUCAGCAAGCUGGUCUUGUUCGGAAGCAGGCUGAUACUCGCGCACAACGAAACGCUGUAUCCUUUCCACAAGUGGCUGCUGGCCGUGCUGGAACGAGUGCCUGAGAAACCAGAGGGCUUCGUCAGCGCGAUCGAACGGCUCAACGAGGAUCGUUCCGAAGAGAACGUGCAAGAGUUCUUCGAGAUGGUCAAACAAUUCCGCAACUGGGACGAGACAAUGCUGCCCGAUGGAUGGGAGCGGUGGGGUUCACAGUAUGCGCAGGAUGUCGAGUUGACUUGGCUGAACGGGAAUCGAGCGAUUGAUGACUUGUGACUACCGUAGUUAACCGUCUCCUCGGUUUUUUAAACGAGGAAAGUUGGAGACGUGUUCGCGGCCCUCUGCGUCGAAUGCAAAAGCAGGGGCUCCCACGAUCAAGAACCUGGGAGGAAACUAAUUGCAAUAUACUGGACUCACUUGUUUUUCUCUAUA
Thermothielavioides terrestris NRRL 8126 is the source of this 1138-nucleotide messenger RNA. RefSeq lists its product as uncharacterized. The record is from RefSeq and is a predicted model, not a curated record. Bases 182 to 982 code for a protein of 266 amino acids. Gene Ontology annotation, molecular function: nucleotidyltransferase activity. The transcript has a single exon. NCBI's taxonomy places the organism in Eukaryota, Fungi, Ascomycota, Sordariomycetes, Sordariales, Chaetomiaceae.